This is a messenger RNA of Peronospora belbahrii, 1698 nucleotides long. The record is from the annotation of a GenBank genome assembly. Lineage: Eukaryota; Oomycota; Peronosporomycetes; Peronosporales; Peronosporaceae.
AUGCAGGACCACGGGGUUUCUGCCUCUUACAGUACGUUUACGACGCCAUUGAUUGAUAAAAGGGCAUUGAAACUUGAAUCGAUACAAGUUGCUGUACGAGUAAGACCAUUGAGCUCUAAAGAGCGUUUACAAGGCUCCAAAACAUGUGUAAAUGUGGUAAAUACCAGCGUCGUAGUGGCUGAGAAACAAUUUGACUUUGACGCUGUAUUUCCAUCGACAAUGCAGCAGGAAAAUGUCUAUACAACGUUAGUCAAGCCAUUGAUGAACGAGUUCUUUGAUGGUUACAAUGUAACUGUAUUGGCCUAUGGACAGACUGGAUCUGGAAAGACAUACACUAUGGGCAAUGAGUUCGCGUCGAGUGUAUCUCGAACUGAUCGUGGCAUCAUUCCACGCGUGAUUGACCAUAUAUUUGAACGUAUCAAUGCAAACCCGCAGCAUUUUGUCGUUAAAAUGUCGUAUUUGGAGGUUUCGAACGAAGAAAUUAUCGAUUUACUUGUAAAAACGUUUUGUUGUACUAAUACAUCAUUGCCAACGAACACGGGACUAUCUGUACGUGGCGAUGGAGAUCGUGGAAUUUUUGUUUCUGGGCUAAGUGAACACGUUGUGAAUUCGGCUAGCCAAGCAAGAGCUUUCCUAUGCUCUGGCGCGCAAGUACGUGCCACAGCUUCAACAAGCAUGAAUGGUCGAUCAAGUCGGUCACACGCCAUUUGCACGCUCAGUAUGGAGCAGCAUGAAGCAAGUUUUGUGGAAGAGGGCGCUGAAACGCGGUAUUCUAAGUUUCACCUGGUAGAUUUGGCUGGCUCUGAACGCGUUCAACGCACUAACAUGGAAGGAGCACCGAAAUCGCACAAAAUCACUAAAGCUCAUAUACCAUAUCGAGACUCAAAACUCACACGUUUGCUUGAGGACAGUCUUGGUGGAAAUAGCAAGACACUGAUAAUUGCAUGCAUCAGUCCCGCUAACGUUAAUUACGAGGAGACAUGUAAUACACUACGCUAUGCAUUCCGAACGCGGAGUAUAGAGAACAGGGCCAUGGUUAACAACGAAAGCGGUAUCGCAAGCAAUGUCGCGAGCCUAAAGCGGCAGAUAAGAGUUGUGAAGUUACAGCACACAGUGGACAAGUCUGUCACAGAAAAUGCUUAUUCCUCUUCCUCUUAUACGAAGACUCAACUAGAGGAGCAAAAUCGCAAGCUGAAAGAAGAGCUUGUUCACGCAAACUGUGUGAAGGAUAGGUGGAAAAGUAUUGCGAGUGCACUAGAGACCAAGCUUGAAGAGGUGACGAAGGAGCUGCAUCGUUUGCAGACGCAAGCAGCGAAGAAAAAGGCAUUGAAAAAGCGGAAAACACGAGAGUCGUAUGAAACAAUGGAGACGUUAUUUAGCAGUAGUAGUGGCGAAGAAGACAACAGUGAAGGUGAUUCGGACUACAUCGAUGAGGACAACAAUCGAAAUUACAAAAGAAAGAAAAGAGGGAACAACACGUUAGCGCAGACGAGCUUGAAACAAUUGGACGUUAUGGAUGAAAUUGAUGAGCUGCUGGAAAACAGUGCAGUUUCUUGCUGUACCUGUCACGGGAAAUGCGCAACAAAGUCAUGUGCUUGCAAGUCGGUGAGCCGUGUCUGCAGCGCUGAAUCUUUAUGCAAUUCAAGCAAAUGCCGUAACGGGAGUAGUGGUACGAACACAUUAGCAGAGCGCGCGUGA